CAAACCAAUGCGACAAUGCAAAACCCUUAAAACCCUCACUAUAAAAACAAACAAAGAAGCUACUAAAAUCCUCGCUUGUGUGUAGUGUACCUUGUCUUGUCACGUACGUUCAAGGUUUUGUCUCUACUAGUACUAGGAGAGAUGGAGAUGGAGAGAGUCUGCUCAAACGCUGUCGUUUCUGAGGGCUUUCUUUGCUCUGUCAUGGAGGCUAUGCUGAUUCAGACGGCCAAGUCUCUUGCUUUUUUUCUCUUGAUGAUGGGAAUUUUGCCAAAUGGAAUGGAUUUCUUCCCAGGAGAACCAGACACAGUUGGAGGGUUUCCAAUCUCAGAGCUUCGUGCAGCGAAAGCACCUGUUUCAGAGAACAUAGAUUCCAGUGAAACAGAGGAUGAUGAAGACGAGGAUGACGACGAGGAUGAUGAUGAUGAUGAUGAUGAUGAUGAUGAAGGUGAUGAUGAGGAUACUGAAUCUGAUGAUGAUGGUGAGGAUAAAGGGGAUCCCGAAGAUGAGCCUGGGGCCAAUGGUGAUGGCGGAAGUGAAGAAGAUGACGAUGAUGGUGAUGAUGAAGAUGACGAUGACGACGAUGAUGAUAAUGAUGAUGGUGGAGAAGAAGAUGAUGAGGAGGAUGAGGAAGAAGAGAUACCUCAGCCUCCUGCAAAGAAGAGGAAAUGAAAAUGUGAACUUUGCAUCUUUUUUUCCUUAUCGUUUUUAUUUGCAGGUGGUCUGUCAGCUUAUUCUAGAAAAAUAUGCAGUACUUUUUUAUUCAUAAGGAAAUGUGCAGCAUUUGAUCAA
Messenger RNA from Quercus lobata, 789 nucleotides. RefSeq names its product nucleolin-like. The transcript is spliced from 3 exons. The record is from RefSeq and is a predicted model, not a curated record. NCBI's taxonomy places the organism in Eukaryota, Viridiplantae, Streptophyta, Magnoliopsida, Fagales, Fagaceae. Bases 142 to 669 code for a protein of 175 amino acids.